Molecule: messenger RNA, 1751 nt
Organism: Malania oleifera
Lineage: Eukaryota; Viridiplantae; Streptophyta; Magnoliopsida; Santalales; Ximeniaceae
Exons: 2
Coding region: 249-956 (235 amino acids)
Source: RefSeq, a predicted model, not a curated record
UUUAGGGUUAGCAUUCCAUUCAUUGAAGCCCAUCAUCCAGGAGAAGCCGUGGUCCAACCGUGUCCACGUGUCCAACUUGUCAGCGCUCGACGGCUUCGCAGGCUAACCGAUCCCGGUGAAGGUGAUCCUGAAAGCGCCGCGUGGAAAACAGCCGACUCAGCCAAGGGCAAUACCAAACCCAACGGCGGCCAUAGCCCAGAAACCCCGAGACCAGUCGACACCGCUGGCGAAGCGCUGAGCUAUUGCCUAUGGCUAUGGCCGCUCGCAGGGCGAGAACGAUCGCUGCAUCUGCAUCAUCGCUUCCCUUGAUUGAGAAAUCAGCGGCGGAAAUCUCCUUCCUGUUUCUGAUCGUGGGCCGUGGCGCCUCCACGCCGAGGCGAGCCUCUUCAUCGUCGUCUCCAUCGUUUUCUUCACCAGCGCAGCCCUCGGAGAAGAAGAUAACGGACCGUCUCUCUGGUGUCAUCGACGCCGUCAACGACCGCAAGCUCCCUCCCGAACUCCGUGGCCGACGCAACUUCGUCAGGUCAGAAACGGAUAUAAUCAAUGUUGUUGAGCAAAGAAUAUGGCAUUCCAUGGAAGAGGGCCAGUUUGAGAACUUACCUGGGAAGGGCAAACCCCUGGACCUUAGCACUAAUCCUCACGCAGACCCAGCAGAAGACACCUUGUACAGAAUUCUAUCAAAGAAUAAAUGUGCCCCAGAGUGGGUUGAACUAAAUAAAGAGAUUUGGAGUAAAAUUGCUGAGUGGCGGUUGGCAUUGAAAAAGGCAUGGGGUAAUAGAUCUGAGGAAGAUAAUUCCAAGUGGACUGAAUGUUCCGAGGCAUUGAAAGUGCAGAUGCGUGACAUCAAUGAUAAGGUCAGCCACCAAGAACCCUCUCUUAGAAUGUCUUUUCAAUUUCCCUUCUCUAUUGUUUGUUUGUUUGUUUGUUUGAAGCUGCAAGUAGGUUUAAAGGACUGAUCUACUGGAAUUUCACCUAGGGAUGGUAACCUGGUGAUACUGAUUUUAAAAUCAUGUGCCUUUAGCCCAAAUGUCGUCGAUGUUAGAUGUUAGACCAAUGUUUCCCUUGCCAUGUUGUGCCUGUGAUGCAGCCAUCUGCUAAUUUAUGUUGUGGUCAGGCUCAUGAGCAAUUUGCAAGUAACUUUGGUUAGUUAAAUUUUGUACCAUCCCAAAAAGCACUUCUUCAAGAAACUUAUUGAUAAACCCAUGCAAUUCCUUGUGUAGUUUUAUUUUGAUUGAUGUGCUUGAUUGAAUUGCACAUUAAUGGGCAGCUGCCUAUGGUAACAUAUAUAUCAUUUUCUCAUCAGUGUUGGGAUCUUGUGCUGCACUUGAAUACAAAAUGUUGUCAGAGUUUGAAGGAUGGUAGAAACUUUUGUAAACAUGCAGUGUAGAAAUGAUUUGAUUGUAAUGUUGUCAACUGCAGAUUUUUCGGUAUAAUCUCAUUGUGCCUUUCGGACGCCAGAUGUUUGGGCUCAAAUGGGAGAAAGAACUAGAUCGAUUGAACGAAUGACUGCAGUUCCGACCGAACUCUCGCUGCCUUUCGGGGCUUUUUCGUCAUGCAGUUUGAUAGGGUAAAGAGUGUAUUUCCUGUAUUAUAUGCAGUCUUGAAAUUUUUAUGCAUUGAAGUAAAAAAGAAAUGAAGGUAUAAUGGGAUUAAGACAAAAAUCAAAUUGUUGUUAACAUAUGAUUAGUCUGUUUGUCUCGUUGCUGAAACAUAAUUUCUGUGUUUGAUAUAGAAUGACUUUGGAAUCGCAA